Molecule: messenger RNA, 3108 nt
Organism: Amphimedon queenslandica
Lineage: Eukaryota; Metazoa; Porifera; Demospongiae; Haplosclerida; Niphatidae
Exons: 7
Coding region: 131-2146 (671 amino acids)
Biological process (GO): regulation of cell population proliferation; anatomical structure development; regulation of transcription by RNA polymerase II
Cellular component (GO): nucleus
Molecular function (GO): DNA-binding transcription factor activity, RNA polymerase II-specific; RNA polymerase II transcription regulatory region sequence-specific DNA binding
Source: RefSeq, a predicted model, not a curated record
UUUCACCGCUGCGGGUCCCCGUUGCUAGUCGAAAGAAGACGCAUAGUGGAAAUACUCACUUUGCUUUAGGGACACAAGCUUCUUGAGGUCAGCAUAAUAAUAGUACUACUGACUUGACUACUUUGUGAUAAUGGAGAGAGUGGGAAGAAAGAGGUCAUCACCUGUACCAAAUGGAGGACAGUCUUCAGCAUGUCCCCCAAAUAGAAAGAUACAGAAAAUGGAUCAAAAAGAGAAGGAAAGACUCCACAGACUAGCUGCUGAAGAGUCACGGCGAUCCUUCCAGCUUCAGCCUCACGUUGCAGGCUGGCCUGCCUCGCUCCUGGCAUCAAUGACAGGAGGAUCAGCUUACGAUGGAAAGAGACCAACAGGAACGCCACCUUUCAUAUAUCCUUCAAUGACCCUUGUUCCUUCACUGUCCACUCCAUCAAGAGCCUCACUUGUUCCUAGCAAUAGCACCGGAAGUACCCCGAUACUUCCUUCACCUUCACUCCAGUCCAGGCCAAUACACCAUCAGCCUCCCCCUCCCUCUACCGUCAAAUCACACUUAAACCGAUCCACGGACGGGGGCCGCCCUCAAUCAGAAGACGAGGCUGAGAGACAAAAAGACUCUUCUACGCCCACGCAAGAAAUGAGCUACACUCCUGGGGGCGGGAGCAGUAGUGUCUACCCUUGCCUUUACUCCCCGCGUCACAUCUCCUCUCCUUUUCUAUACAUGUAUAGCCAUCGCUCCCCUAUCUCCCCUAUGCUAUUCGUUGGGUCUCCUCGUGCCCCUCCCUCCAUUGCCUCCAUACCUUCGGUGGAGAGCUCCAGUGGUUGCUCUAGCAUGAGUGAGGGAAGCCUCCAUCAUGGCGGAGAUACCAGUCGGGAUGACCACGGGUCUGGAAUGAGAGUUGCACCCGAUGAGUAUCACGUUGGAGUGACCAUACCGCCGACCGAUGAACCAGUGUCCGAUGACGAGUGCGUCUCUUCUCCCUCGCUUAACGAGGAUAAUGAUGGAUCUGGCGAAAAUGAAGUGAUAGAUGUAGUAGGAUCACAACCUUCUCUCCUCCUCCCUCCUCCUCCUCCUCCUGUCUUACUUUCAAGCGGGAAUCCUAAUCUUUCUUCCAUUGGACUCUCUACUACAACAGAGCACAGGAUUAAUGGAUAUGAGAAUCAGGCUGCCUAUACUAAUGUCAUAUAUCACUCUAGUCCAGCUAAUCCUCUACAAAACUCAUCUUGUGUCUCUUCUCCUUCGUCCAGUAGAGGCUCAACUCCUGAACCGACUGAGACAAACAGAGAUGACCCAAGGGGUGGAGCAGUGGAAGGAGGAGUAGUAGGAGGAGGAGGAGGAGGGGAUGAAGCUGACGAUGUAUUCUGUUUAGUCCCUGGAAGACUCUCCCUCUUGAGUGCAACACAGAAAUAUAAAGUAUCACUCGAUGAAGUUAGGAGACGUCUCUCAGGACCAGAGUGCCUCAACGCAUCAGUACUAGGAGGAAUAUUAAGAAGAGCCAAAUCAAAGAAUGGUGGUCAUCAUCUGAGACAGAGGUUAGAAGCAAAAGGCCUCUCUCUACCUGCUGGGCGUAGGAAGCAGACAGAGCUGUUCCUCCUCACUUCUCUUGUCGAGGGAGAGGCCGUCCAUCUUGCCGAGGACUUUAAGAGGCUCUGUGAGAAUUAUUUCCCUCAUACUGAACUGGCCCAGAUCAUAGGAGCACAGCACAUUAAUAGCCCACACGUGGAGAGAAGGAUAUCAAUGGUCCAGGCAGCACAGGUAUUGAUACAAGAGCUACAAGCAAUGGUAGACACUGUGGGAGGUCCUAAUAACCUCCGGCCAGACGACCCCUGCAAUCCAUACCCAGGACUUACUAACUUUAGUCUCCUCUCCCACGGGUUCGGAAACCACAACAUCAGCUCAACGCUAAACAUCAUCCAGUCCUACUUCAAUGACCUCAUAAGAGUCUACGAAGGAAACAAGCCGAACGUUAUGGAGACUGGGGCUCAACAGACCAGCGGCGCUGUUUUUAAUAAUGGUGGAGCGACACCUACACCACCUCCUCCGUCUGUAUUUCAAGCGGGUGGAUCAGGACAACCUGGGAGACAGUCUUUAAAGUCGAAAAUGAUGAAAAGAGAGAAGAAGGAAAGUAUUGCUUGCAAUAGCGUUCUCAAAUGAAUCUCGUACACUCACGGUUAAUGUUCUUUUUUCGUUGUCACUCAUUCAUCCAGCUAUAUAUAAAGAUAUAUAUACAAUAUUAAAACGAUAAACUAAACGGUAGAAUGACAUUUUAAUCUCUCAUCUGUAAUCUGUCCAGUUUAUUUGUGUGAUGUGUGGUGUUGUUUUAUUUACUGUCCUUAUACUCCUCAAUGUGCACUGAUUUCAUCCCUCACUCUUUUUACUACACCCCCUCCUCCCCAUCUCUCUUUAUAAUCUUUUUUGUUUUAUCAUGUAAUUUUGUGUUUAUUCAAGUUGUCAUAAAAUAAAAAAUGAUUAUUGACAAAAGUGAUCAAAAUGGGCAUCUCAAAAAAAUAAUGGUACAAUCUACACCACUUGCAACAGUGGGUCAUUAAAAAAUGUGAUAUGUUAAGUUGUUGAUACAUUAACAAAUAUGGUCUCAUUUCUAAAUGGAAAAGAGGAUUCAUAAAAUGGUUACCAAAAUACCAUCAAAACUAAUUAUAAUUAGUACCAGUCCCUCCCUAUCAUCUUCGCUACAAAACGACCACAAAUGACAUUAAAGGAAGACAGUCCACCAGACGACAAGCGAAAUUCCAAGUAAUAAACAAAGAAAUGUUCCUUUGAUCUAAUCAAGUUCCCGACUGAGGCUAGACAUCUCUUAAAUAAUAGGAUUAUAAUGGACAUAAAAGAAUAAUGGCACCAUUCAAUUAUGAGUGAGAGAGAAGACAAACAUUUACAAGUCACAUCGCAGAUCAUUGACAAUGUAAAGAGAGGAACGUCUACAAUGACCAGCUAUGACUAUUAUUGUAAGGGAAUCAUUACAAACAUUGAGUAAGAGCCAAUGUGGUAUGGGUGUGUAAUUUACCAUUAGACACCAUCUGCCUGACACUUUUGAAGUUUCUCUAUAGCUUUUGUACACAUAGUGCCCACAAUAACUGAUUCUGUGACCCAAAGCUACAAUA